CCACAAUAGGUGACUGUUAGUCACAGUGCCUGGAGGGGUCACCUGCUUCAGCUCUGUCCUUCAGAAUGGUACCCUAACAGCUUUGCCCCUACGUGAGACUCUUCCACUGUGCCAAGGAGCCUCAGAAGUAGGGACACACUGGGAGGUGUGGUUGGGACUCUGUGCCUGCCCAAGAAAUACUGCUGCGUCUCUGGAGCCCAAUGAUCAUGAAACCAAGGAUCUUUUCCCAAAGUUUCCUUUGCUGUAGGUCCUUCGGUGGCUCUCUUCCAGACCAUGGAUGUGCAUCUGUUUGACUACGCGGAGCCUGGGAACUACUCCGACAUCAACUGGCCCUGCAACAGCAGUGACUGCAUUGUGGUGGACACGGUGCAGUGCCCCACCAUGCCCAACAAGAGCGUGCUGCUGUACACCCUGUCCUUCAUCUACAUUUUCAUCUUCGUGAUUGGCAUGAUUGCCAACUCCGUGGUGGUCUGGGUGAACAUCCAGGCCAAGACCACAGGCUAUGACACACACUGCUACAUCUUGAACCUGGCCAUUGCAGACCUGUGGGUCGUCAUCACCAUCCCCGUCUGGGUGGUUAGUCUCGUGCAACAUAACCAGUGGCCCAUGGGUGAGCUUACGUGCAAGGUCACACACCUCAUCUUCUCCAUCAACCUUUUCGGGAGCAUCUUCUUCCUCGCCUGCAUGAGCGUGGACCGCUAUCUCUCCAUCACCUACUUCACUAGCACCUCUAUCUAUAAGAAGAAGAUGGCACGCCGUUUUGUCUGUGUCUUGGUGUGGCUCUUGGCCUUCUUUGUGUCCCUGCCUGAUACCUACUACCUGAAGACGGUCACAUCUGCUUCGAACAAUGAGACCUACUGCCGGUCCUUCUACCCCGAGCACAGCAUCAAGGAGUGGCUUAUAGGCAUGGAGCUGGUCUCCGUCAUCUUGGGUUUUGCUGUUCCCUUCACCAUCAUUGCUAUUUUCUACUUCCUGCUCGCCAGAGCCAUGUCAGCAUCAGGUGACCAAGAGAAGCACAGCAGUCGGAAGAUCAUCUUCUCCUACGUGGUGGUCUUCCUGGUGUGUUGGUUGCCGUACCACGCUGUGGUUCUCCUGGACAUCUUCUCCAUCUUACACUACAUCCCGUUCACCUGCCAGCUGGAGAACUUGCUCUUCACGGCGCUGCAUGUCACGCAGUGCCUGUCCCUGGUGCACUGCUGCGUCAACCCGGUGCUCUACAGCUUCAUCAACCGCAACUACAGGUACGAGUUGAUGAAGGCCUUCAUCUUCAAGUACUCAGCCAAGACGGGCCUCACCAAGCUCAUCGACGCCUCCCGAGUGUCAGAGACUGAGUACUCGGCCCUGGAGCAGAACACCAAGUGAUCGCUCUGUAGAGGUCUGGGGAUGUCUGCGUGUGGCAAGUGGGAAGCUGGGCCCUGUGGUUUCUAGAAGAAAGCUAUGUAGCUUUGGGUCCGGUUGCUUGGGUUUCAUGAAGAGAAGAAGGUGCGUGACGACGCUUCCUGUCUCUCCUUCUCCAGGCAAGAUGGCUGUCACCGGGACGCUCACCCUGACAGCUUGCAGCAGGUGGGGCUGUGCUGUGCAGCCAGAGCUGUGUAUUAAAGCCAGCAGCAGCAGGAUAGGCUCAUGGACAUCUGUACAAUAGAACCUUCUGUGUCUCCUCAAGUUUUUACUUGGCGGCUUUUGUAUUUAAGUUUUAAGACUCUAUUUUCUCACUAUGGAUGUACCUUAUAAAUGUAUUUGAAAGUUAAAUAUAUUUUAAAUAUUGUAUGGGAGGUGUUGUAUUCAGACCACGUAGGCCUCAGAUUAGCUGGACUUGAGUUUUGACUAAGGAUGACAUUAAUUGUUAGCUGAUUUGAAAUUAUAUAUAUAUAUAUGAAUAUAUAUGUAUAAAUUUAUGCCAGCCUUGGCUGAAAUGUUUUAUUUACAAUAGUUUUCUAUCUGUGUGGUGUUUUGUGCCUGCACAGGAUAUGGAACAAAAACUGCCCCGCAGUGCAGUUUGUGACAUGAACCGUAUUGUAGAGUUAUGUUUCUGGCUGCAAACCCGUGAACAAAGGGAACAGAGUGUUCUCUUUAUUUGUAAGUUAUUUUUUUAAUAAAGAUUUUUUGUUUCCUAA
Messenger RNA from Alexandromys fortis (reed vole), 2114 nucleotides. It is a transcript of the gene Ackr3, whose product is annotated as atypical chemokine receptor 3. Gene Ontology annotation, cellular component: membrane. Gene Ontology annotation, molecular function: G protein-coupled receptor activity; coreceptor activity; chemokine binding. Lineage: Eukaryota; Metazoa; Chordata; Mammalia; Rodentia; Cricetidae. Gene Ontology annotation, biological process: vasculogenesis; chemotaxis; G protein-coupled receptor signaling pathway. The transcript has 2 exons. The coding region runs from base 274 to 1362 and encodes 362 amino acids. The record is from RefSeq and is a predicted model, not a curated record.